GGGAAUGUUAAAUGCUUGUUUGGCUGUCAGAAAACAAAAUAUCGAUACAUCAAAUAUAUUUAUCGAUUACUCGUAUUAAACAACGUUCACUGUGUAAAAACACAAGCGAAGGAAAUAUAACUUUAUACUGAAUAUUUUUAUUAUUAUUUCCACUAGUUUGCUUUAAUUUUAGACCGUAAAAAAUGGGUCGCAAUAGUUCUGACGAUGGAAGCGGCUCAGAAUCGGAAGGCAGUCAGAGCAGGUCUCCUUCCCCACAAACCGCCCCUACACCAGGAUAUACUUUGGAACACCACGAUACUGAACCAGGUUCACCGAACAGUCGUCAUUCAAGGGGUAGUGGUAGCGAUAGAAAAUCACGCUCGCGCUCACGCUCAUCUUCAAGUUCGGGCUCUCGAAGCAAUUCCGGUUCCCAUUCUGGAUCGCGUUCAGCAUCAGGUUCCCCGCACAGUAGGCGAUCCGGUUCUGCUCAAAGUAGGCAAAAUUCUGCUACAUCAGCAGUUAGCCGGGAGAAUUCUCCUGCUACCAAUAGUAUGCAUUCAGCUACAGGAAGUCCCACACAGUCGCCAGCGAGAAAUAGACAACAAACGCCUGUGGAAGGUCGUGGUCAAACUCCUAUUCAAGAAUCAUCCCCCAAGCGUAAUGCAGAAUCACCAGCUAACCAAACACCUAACGAUGAAGACACUCGGUCCCAGUCGCCUAAUUUGCAAAUAGAUGACCGUGCUAAUUCACGCUCACGCUCGCGCAGUCAAAGUCGUCGGUCUCAUUCUGGUACACCUCGUUCCAAAUCUGGGGGAUCUUCGCAUUCUGGGUCUCGUUCAAGGAGUGGAACAAGAUCACGUUCGGGGUCACGUGUACGAUCUGGCUCACGCUCUAGAUCAGGUACACCGACAUCACGAAAAUCUGGAAAAUCUGGUAGUGGAUCUGAAUCAGGUAGUGAUUUUGGUGCACGACAAAAGAAAAAGCAUGCAGCUGCAUCUAGUGGUUCCGAAUCGGAGGGUCCACAGAGAAAAAGAGGUAGUGGUGAAGAAAGCGAUGAAGGCGCCGGUUCAAAGGCUAAAAAAGCACGCAUAAUCGAUUCUGAGAGUGAGAAUGAAGAGCAAUCCCAAAAAAUUGAUGCAAAUGAUAUUUUCGGUGAUGCCGACGACAUCAGUUUAUCAGAAGAUGAUGGGGAAAAAUCGAAUGCUGGCUCACGAAAAAGUCGUUCCCGCACACGUUCACGUACUAAAUCAAAAUCCAGUUCACCCAGCGGCUCACGUCGCUCUGGUUCAGGUUCCAAAUCACGCUCUCGUUCUCGUUCACGCUCUUCGCGUUCACGUUCUCGUUCUCGUAGUCCUGCGCGAGUGGAGGACCAACCGCAAAAAGAAGAUGAGCCCGAGCCCAUUCCUGAAACACGCAUUGAUGUCGAAAUUCCACGUAUUGUAACGGAUCUUGGGAAAGAAAUACAUUUUGUAAAGCUUCCUAACUUCCUUUCGGUUGAUACGCGGCCAUUUGAUUCGGAGACUUAUGAAGAUGAAAUUGAUGAGGAGGAGACUAUGGACGAAGAAGGUCGGCAACGUAUUAAAUUGAAAGUCAGCAAUACUAUACGUUGGCGCGAGUAUAUGGCCAACAAUGGUGACAUGAUCAAGGAAUCAAAUGCACGAUUUGUACGCUGGUCAGAUGGUAGCAUGACUUUGCAUUUAGGCAAUGAAACCUUCGAUGUUUAUCGACAACCACUGCAUGGUGAUCACAACCAUAUGUUUAUUCGUCAAGGUACCGGUUUACAAGGACAAGCAGUGUUCCGUACCAAGCUCACCUUCCGACCACAUUCGACUGAAUCGUUUACUCACAAGAAGAUGACAAUGUCAUUGGCAGAUCGUUCACAAAAGACCAGUGGUAUUAAGAUUCUCACACAAGUCGGUAAAGAUCCCACCACCGAUCGUAAGUACAAUCUCAAGAAGGAGGAAGAAAAAUUACGUCAAGCAAUGCGCAUGCAGCACAAGCCUCAACCUAAGAAAAAGAAAGGCGGAGCGCUUGAUGCGCACGGAAGUGCAAAUUCAUCGUAUCACCACGACGAAGGAAGCGAUGAUGAAAACGCCAUUUCCCUUAGUGCCAUUAAAAAUAAGUAUAAAAAGGGUGGCAGCGGUGGCGGAGGUGGUGCGCCAUCUGUUACAUCAGAACAAAAAGGGUCAGCUAUCUACUCUUCAGAUGAAGAUGAUGGCUCAGACUUCGAGGGACGACGUAGUAAGAAAAAGGAUAAGUCGAAAUCGGUCAAAGCAUUGCGGGAUUCUGACAGCGAGUCGGAUGACGAUCAUGGUAGCGGAAAGGGAAGUGGUGGUGACAGUGAAAGUGGAGCCAGUGGCACUGGUGAUGAAGGUGGUGGCAGUAAUCACGACGCUGGCAGUGGUAGCGGCAGCGGCAGUGAGAAUGAGGAUUAAUUGUAAUUUCACAUUCUCACUAAAAUUAUUGUGUAAGACGUUGUGUUAAAAGGUAUUCUAUAAAUGAAUUCUUUGUAUAUCGUACUGGAGAUUACUCGAUAAGCGUGCGAUUAACGUAUAUAUUACCAAUAGAAAAAAUUAAAUAAAAAAUAAUAUCAGAA
Messenger RNA from Ceratitis capitata (Mediterranean fruit fly), 2575 nucleotides. RefSeq names its product another transcription unit protein (gene Atu). Lineage: Eukaryota; Metazoa; Arthropoda; Insecta; Diptera; Tephritidae. Gene Ontology annotation, biological process: transcription elongation by RNA polymerase II; positive regulation of transcription elongation by RNA polymerase II. Gene Ontology annotation, molecular function: RNA polymerase II C-terminal domain phosphoserine binding. Gene Ontology annotation, cellular component: Cdc73/Paf1 complex; nucleus. Bases 183 to 2414 code for a protein of 743 amino acids. The transcript is spliced from 4 exons. The record is from RefSeq and is a predicted model, not a curated record.